Messenger RNA from Engraulis encrasicolus (European anchovy), 5283 nucleotides. RefSeq names its product phosphatase and actin regulator 4a (gene phactr4a). Bases 885 to 4367 code for a protein of 1160 amino acids. The record is from RefSeq and is a predicted model, not a curated record. The transcript is spliced from 14 exons. Lineage: Eukaryota; Metazoa; Chordata; Actinopteri; Clupeiformes; Engraulidae. Gene Ontology annotation, biological process: actin cytoskeleton organization; neural crest cell migration. Gene Ontology annotation, molecular function: actin binding.
CACACACACACAUACCCACACACACCCUCUUUUGAACUUUGACCCUGAAAAAUCUGCCACAGGAGAAUGAUAGGCAUCUGAGCCUGCUGGCAUGCCUUCGCCGCGUACCUUAUUUAUGAAGUCAGGGUGCCCUGGGAGGGAGGGACUUAAAACACAGAGAGAGAGAGAGAGACAGACUAUGUGUGAGAUAGAGAGAAAGAGCGAGACAGAGAGAGGUAGUGCGAGACGCAGAAAGAGAGAGGGGGAGGGUGUGCGUGUAAGAGGGAGCGAGAGAACAAGUGGGAGAGAAACCAAAACAGACUGUCAGGAGAGGAAGGGAGGGACGUGUCCGAUCUCAGGGGAGGGAAACAACCGGAGCACAAGACCGAGUGUGCGAGUCAGAGAGAGAGAGGGAGUAGAGGAGGCAGAAGUGAAAGAGUGAGUGAGAGGAGAGUUAAAGAGCAUGUUGCCGUCUCAGAAGGGACUGGUUGAGUAACUCGUGAGUCCGGCGAAGGAGAAGUGAGCGGGAAGAGCGCGGUCACGUCACGGGCAGCGGCAGGCACCACCUGGGUCUUGGAUUACAGGAGCACUUUACUGGAGUAACACGCUUACAGUCCGUCCAAGGAAAGGAGAGCAGAGCAGAAGAGAGGAGAGAUAAAGAAAGCGAACAGAGAGAGAGGAAGUCAAGUCAGGAAACCUUUUGAAGUCCCUCUCUGUUGUUGCUUUACCCGUCUCCUGACUUGUCUGUGAGGUGCUGGUUGAGUCGCUUGGUGUCCUCGUGUUUGCUCCCCUCCCUGCCCGCUGCCCCGGCCCCACGCCAGGGCUGCCGGCGGGGCACAGGGGCACAGGGUAACCCCCCCCAACCCCAACCCUAACCCCUCACCCACCCAUCGGGGCAAAGGAUUAUGGGCCAGGGUGCCAGCGCAGAGACAUUGGCACAGCGAUCAUCGGUCCACAAGCAUGAUGAUGAUGGUGACCAUCGGCACAGCAGAGCGGGCAGCGAUGGGGGUAGCGCGGGCGAGAGCGUGGGCCACACAAAGAGCAAGGGCAAGUUCCACAGCCUGGGCAAGAUCUUCAAGCCCUGGAAGUGGAGGAAGAAGAAGAGCAGCGAGAAGUUCAAGGAGACCUCAGAAGUGCUUGAGCGUAAGAUCUCUAUGAGGAGGCCCAGAGAGGAGCUGAUUCAACGCGGCGUCCUCAAAGAGAUUCCUGAAAAUGAAACCAACAAUGCCAACUCCAAGGGUCCAGCCAAGAACGGCCAUGCGGUGGGAGGCGACCGCGACAGAGACCGAGAUCGGGAGCGGGAUCGCGACCGCGACGACCGCUCGUCCGUGUUCGGGGGUUCCGAGCCGCCCCGGGUGAACCCCACCUGGCUGCCCCAGGGCUCCGAGGGCGAGCGCAAGAGCAGCCUGGUGCCGGAGCCCGACCGCCGCAGCCGCGCCCCGUCCGACGCCGCCUCCGAGCGCAAGAGGCGCGCCCCGCCCCUCGACGUGGACGCCCGCACGCGCAUCAACUCCGACCUCAACCUCAGCGGCCGCCUGGCAGCGCCUGACGACAGGAGGACGGCAUCGCUGCCCCGAGGAGCGGCCACGGACGACGGACGCACGAGGAGAGACGAGAGGAAGGAGGACAGGAGAGAGGAGAGGCGAGACGAUAGGAGGGAUGACAGGAGAGAGGAGAGGCGGGACGAUAGGAGAGAUGAUAAAAAGGAGGAGAGGAGAGACUGGAGGGAUGACCGAAAAGAUGACAGAAAGGAUGACAGGAGAGAUGAAAGAAGAGACGACAGAAGAGAGGACAGGAGGGGAGAUGAGAGGAGAGACGACAGAGGGCGAGAAUCGAGGGACGAUCGCAGGGACGACAGGCCGAGGAGAGACGAUCGCGAUGAUCGGGACAGACGAGGGGACAGGAGAGACGAGCGCGCUGACCCCAGAGACAAACGGGACCGCAGGGACGACCGGCCUGAGAGAGACGACAGACGAGACGAGAGGGACAGAGUCAGAGGCGAACGAGAAGAGCGACGGGACGACCGAGACAGGCGAGACGAGCGAGAGCGAGACAGAAGAGACGACGUGGAGAGGAGAGACGAGAACGAACGGAGAGACGAUCGCGACAGAAGGGACUGGCGGGAGGAUCGCGACCGGAGAGAUGAGCGAGAGAGGGAUCGCAGGGACGAGCGAGAGCGCGACAGGAGGGACGAGAGGAGAGACGCGCGGAGGCCGUACUCGGAGAUGGGCGACGUGAGGCCGGGGCUGCAGAAGAGCGCCUCGGAGGAGGGCCAGAGGACCAGGCCCGUCUCGGAGGCCGACCGCCGCGCAACGCUGCCCAGACAGUCGCCCAUCACAGAGGAGAGCCGGCCACCCACAGAGCCCCUUGCUGGCGUGCGCUUCGCUGCCGAGCCUGUGCCGGGAGCCGACCGGGACGGCCAUCAGAAGGAUGACCAACCGCAGCCCCCCAAGCAGGCUAUCCUGCCCCCCAAAUGGCUGAUGGGCUCCUCCUCCUUAGAGCAAGCGGGCACCCCCCCUGGCUCUUCCUCCUCCUCCUCCUCCUCAUCCUCAUCAUCAUCGUCGUCCGCCGCGCCCCCCAUCGCCAAGCCCCCACCUCGCACCGUGUCGCUGCUCAUCCCCAGCGAUACGCCCUCUCUCCCGGUGCUCGUCUCCCCCACCCCUCCAACCCCUCCCCCGCACGCCACUGAUCAGGAUGCUGCCCCCCUUCCCUCCACGGCGCCCGUUCCCGCAGCUGUGCCCGUGCCCGCGCCCCAUGCCAAGCAGCCCCCUGUGCCCCCUCCCAAACCCUCAAACCGUAACAGCAACCCUGCCCUGCUAGCCGCCACCCUGAACCGCCGGCCCAACGUGCGGCCUCCGUUCUGCUGGACCAGCUGGCGCCGCCAGGGUGAGGGCGGGGUCUACCUCUCCCUGCCCGCCUACCUGUGCCGACGCGCCACGCCCACAAACUCCCCAGCUGAACUGUCGCAAGCAGCGGGUGGCGCCAACCUGAUACCCGUGAAGCGUUCCCCGCCCACCCCUCCCAAGAGAACCACCCCCGUCACCAAGCGCCAUGCUGACGAGCAUCCCGUCCCGGCCAAUCACAACGACACCUCCACCUCCUCCUCCUCUGCACCAGCUCCCGCCUCCAGCACAGACGAGUCCAAGGCGGCGUCUGGUGGUCAACAUCCACCUCCCUCCACCCCCUCCUCCCCCCCCCCCCCCCACAUCCCUCCGUCCCCGCCGCGCGUCCACUUCCAGACCCAGCCGCCGCCACAGCAGCCCCCGCCCACGACAACGAAGCCCGUCCCUGCUGCUGGACCCGCCACUCUGCCCCUGCCCCCCCACGUGACGGUGACGACGGACCCCCCCAGCCCCACCACCGAGCCGCCCAGCCAGCCGCCGCUGCACAUCCUGAUCCGGCAGGCGCUGGCCAGCCCCGGGGGCCACACGCUGCCCAAGCCCGACGGCUCGCAGCGCGCCUGCUCGCUGCUCUUCGACAAGCCGCCCGACAUCCUGCUGGAGGCCGGCGGACGACACUCGCUGCCCAUCACCAUCGAGCCCCUCAGACUGCCUGAUGAUGAUGACUUUGACAUGGAGGAGGAGCUUGAGAAGGUUCGCUCUGCGCCGCGUCGGCCCGCCCCUCAGCCCCAGCCGCCCGGCCUGGAGCCGCGCAGCCGGCGGGGCAUCGUGGAGGACCCGCGCGUCUGCGUCAUCCCCGAGGGGGGCACGGGCGGGCACGGGGACGACAGAGAGGAGGACGAGGAAGAGGAGGACGAGGACGAAGAGGAGGACGAGCACAGGGGACACAAGGAGGACGACAGCGACUCGGACGGGCCUAUCCUGUACCGGGACGACGAUGAGGAGGAGGAGGAAGAUGUGCCCAUCACAGGUGGCAUUGCGAGCCGUGUGAAGCGUAAGGACACGCUGGCUCUGAAGCUGGAGCGUCAGCAGCAGCUGCUGCAGCAGCACGAGGAGAGCCAGGGUCACGACAAUGGCAUCUGGAAGAACCGCGAGCAGUGGGAGGCCGUACGCAACAAGAUCGGGAGCACACUCACGCGGAGGUUAAGUCAGAGGCCCACCGCUCAGGAGCUGGAGCAGAGGAACAUUCUACCAGCCAUGAAUGAGGCGGACCGUCGUGCUGAGAGGAGCGAGAUCAAACGCAGGCUCACCAGAAAGUUGUCCCAGAGGCCGACGGUGGCGGAGCUGCUGGCGCGUAAGGUCCUGCGCUUCAACGAGUACGUGGAGUGCGGCGACUCACACGACUACGACCGCCGAGCAGACAAGCCCUGGACCAAGCUCACACCCCAAGACAAGGCUGCCAUCCGCAAAGAGCUCAACGACUUCAAGAGCACGGAGAUGGAAGUCCACGAGGAGAGCAAGAUCUACACAAGGUUCCACCGGCCGUAGAGCGUAACAAACAAACAAACGAACGAACGGUACAUCACUGGAGGGUCAAGGGAAUCCCCCGCCUCUUCAACCCCUGCUGACCCCCCCGCCCCUGGACCAUGAUGACCCCCUUACACCCUGGCCGCCCACCCUGGACUCGCUGCCUCAAAGCCCCCUGGGAUACGAUGGGUCCUCCAACUCCAUGUCCCAUGCUUGCUGAACAGAAAGAAAGAAAGAAAGAAAGAAAGAAAGAAAGAAAGAAAGAAAGAAAGAAAGAAAGAAAGAAAGAAAGAAAGAAAGAAAGAAAGAAAGAAAGAAAGAAAGAAAGAAAGAAAGAAAGAAAGAAAGAAAGGAUGAGACAGAGACAGAAGAGAUGGGAGGGUGGAGGCCAAUGUGUGUCGUGAGGCAAACGGAGCAAUACACAUGGGACGCUCGCGAGCAAGCCGAUCGCCAUCCCGCUCCGUGCGGGUUGGAGGAUCAAUGCUGCCAUGACCGGUUCUGAUUGUCAAUAUGGCCAAUCAGAAAGCACAUCGAGUGGGAAAAAGUUUCCCCAACGUGCACAACGCAAUAAUCAUGGGCAAACUGUGGAGGAGUCCCAAUUGGGUACUGCUACUAUUACCCAAUUGCUGUGAUGAUGUAUGCUGAGGCAGUUUAAGCGCCCCCUGUUUUCUUUAUGCAAGACUGCAUCCUUAUAAGUGGCCUUGAUCUGUUUUAGAUGACCUUUAAUCAUUCACUGUCUUGUCUUGUUGUAUUUUUAUUAUUACUGUGGAAUCUGGAAUAGCUGUGAAGCUGCUUCACAGCGUCGACACUUGCUGGUCUAACCCAGGACUAGUAUAGGGGGAAUGUGACGAGAGUGUUUUUGUGAUUGUAUUAUAUGCAAGUGACUGGUGGUGUGUGUGCGUGUCUGUAUGCGUGCAUGUGUGUAUGCGUGUGUGUG